GAUGGAAGAACAGAGUCAAGUUCAUGCACCUGUUUGAAGGGGCCCAAACUGUCAGAGAUAGGAACAAUUGCCUGGAUGAUCACGCUUUGUGAUGCUCUCCACAACUUCAUCGACGGCUUGGCGAUCGGGGCAUCCUGCACUUUGUCUCUUCUUCAGGGACUUAGUACUUCCAUAGCCAUCCUGUGUGAGGAGUUUCCUCAUGAGUUAGGGGACUUUGUGAUCUUGCUCAAUGCAGGGAUGAGCACUCGACAAGCCCUGCUAUUCAACUUCCUUUCUGCAUGUUCCUGCUAUGUUGGACUAGCUUUUGGUAUUUUGGUGGGCAACAAUUUUGCUCCAAACAUUAUAUUUGCACUCGCUGGAGGCAUGUUCCUCUACAUUUCUCUGGCAGAUAUGUUUCCAGAGAUGAACGACAUGCUGAGAGAAAAAGUAACUGGAAGAAAAACGGAUUUCACCUUCUUCAUGAUCCAGAACGCUGGGAUGUUAACCGGGUUCACCGCCAUCCUGCUCAUCACCUUGUAUGCAGGGGACAUCGAAUUGCAGUAGCCGGAAGUUGAUGAAGGAGGAGAUUGAAUAGGCAACAAAUAAAACAUCUCCAAAGGGAUUUUUUUUUUUUUUAAAGCGUAUUCUAUUUAGUUUUCAACUAGAGGUUAAAGAAUCUAGUGACUGGCUUCAGACAAUGUAAAAUAGGUGAAAUUUGUUGUUAAAGAAAUUCUCUAAAAGGUUUUCAGUUUCAGUCUGAAGUGACAGGUGUAUGGGGGCCUUUGGUAAAUACCUGUUUUUCAGUGUUUUAUGCAUUUGAGAACAUUAUCAUGAGGCAAAACACAUACAUUCACAAGCAAACACACGGACCCAGAGGUCUAGGUCAUGUAAGGCUUUAAAACCGUGGUUCUGAUAAGAAGAUUCAAGUGCUUUCAGAGUGGUUUUCCUUCAAUUAAUGUGUUCUGCUUCUUUUGAGGGCAGGUACAUCAAAUGUGGAAGGAAAUCAAAACAGCUCCGGUGCACCCACGAAUGGUUCCAGAGCUUUAAUGAUCCCCAGAAAGACAGAUUGCUCACAGCGUUUGUCAGCUUUAUGUCUCAAUUAACGACUUGUAGGAUUCUUUUGAAAGCUAUUCUAAAGUUAAAGUAACAUGAAUUAGGAACCAUGAAAGGCUUGCUAGCCCUGUGAAACUUGGGCUUAGGGGUUUGUCUUUGAGUGUAAACUGGACAGACUCUGACAAAAAGGUCAGAUUGGCUUCAGAAUGACUUACGUUGUGGUUCCAACCCUCAGAAAUGGCAGAGGACUAUUCAAGACUGGUGAGAACUCUGUCUCACCACAUUCUGGGAUUGCUUUGUGAUGAUGAAGAAUAUGUUGGGUGGGAGAAAGAAAUUGAAUGUAAUUUUUGAGCAAUUUACUUUUUAGAGAUAAGCAUAAUUAUUUAGCAGGGAAAAUUUCAAUAAAUGCAAAAUAACAGCUGGUCUGUGCUGUGUCAGAGACUGACUGACAAUGGAAGCAUGUGUUCAUUAUGGGUGAUUGACAGCCAGUUGGAAACGUCUUCUUCUAUGUUCAGCAUGUAUUUUUCCAUAUGGUAUACCUUUGGAGAAAACUCAGCAUACUGUGAUUAUUUUUCUACCUUUUGUAAGAGACAGAGCUUGUUGGGUUUUUGAGCAGGUAGUAGACCAUUAGUCUGAAUUGAACAUUAUAAUCUCAAUUCACACUCCCAAGUAACUUUAAAAAAGAUGGUUUGACAGCCAUGAAAAUUAUUAAUAGAUACAAAGAGUUAUCUCAGGAAUUAUGUUUUCCUAUAAGCCAAAACAAGUUUUCCUUCAGCAACAAUGCAAAUAAAUAACCAUUUAAUAUGUUUAUGUAUAUUUCACUCUAUGUUUGACAAUUGAAAAAUAUUAUUUGACCAAACAGUAAACACCUUUGAAGCCAUGUAAUGUGUUAGUUAUUUUUCUUUUCAUGUGUCUCUGUUUUGAAUGACUAUCAUGUACCUGGUGUUAUGGGGGAGAGAGACAAAAGGAAAUUGUUGUUUCAAAGAUAUCUAGCAAAUAAAUCCUACAAAGAUUUAUUUUUCAUUUCAAUAAACAUAAUCUAUAUUAUUGCAUA
Messenger RNA from Cricetulus griseus (Chinese hamster), 2086 nucleotides. The record is from RefSeq and is a predicted model, not a curated record. Lineage: Eukaryota; Metazoa; Chordata; Mammalia; Rodentia; Cricetidae.